GGACCAUCCCAGAGUGUGGGCACAACUUCUGCCGGUCCGGCCUGAACCAGUGCAGCGGGGAAAAAAGGAGGCUGGCUUCCUGUCCUCAAGGCCGAGUUGGAGUCCAGAGAAGGAGCCUCGUCCGCAAUCGGCAAUUGGCUACCUUUGUCGAAGUAGCCAAGACUCUCAGUCUUCAAGAGGGAAAGGAGGAGUCU
This is a messenger RNA of Podarcis lilfordi (Lilford's wall lizard), 194 nucleotides long. NCBI's taxonomy places the organism in Eukaryota, Metazoa, Chordata, Lepidosauria, Squamata, Lacertidae. The record is from the annotation of a GenBank genome assembly.